Juglans regia (Persian walnut) is the source of this 2615-nucleotide messenger RNA. RefSeq names its product actin-interacting protein 1-2-like. The record is from RefSeq and is a predicted model, not a curated record. Gene Ontology annotation, molecular function: actin filament binding. The coding region runs from base 70 to 1902 and encodes 610 amino acids. Gene Ontology annotation, biological process: actin filament depolymerization; positive regulation of actin filament depolymerization. NCBI's taxonomy places the organism in Eukaryota, Viridiplantae, Streptophyta, Magnoliopsida, Fagales, Juglandaceae. The transcript has 6 exons. Gene Ontology annotation, cellular component: cortical actin cytoskeleton.
AAUAUAUAAAAACCAACGCCAUUCAAAUCCCUCUGUCCGAGACUUUCUGAUUAAUAGAAGAGGGAAAAAAUGACUCAACUCGCAGAGACCUACGCGUGCGUCCCAACCACCGAGCGCGGCCGGGGGAUCUUGAUCUCCGGCAGCCCUAAAUCUAACACCAUCUUAUAUACUAAUGGCAGAUCCGUGAUCAUCCUCAACCUCGACAACCCUCUCGACGUCUCCGUCUAUGCCGAGCACGCCUACCCUGCCACCGUCGCCCGAUUUUCCCCCAACUGCGAGUGGAUCGCCUCCGCCGACGUCUCCGGGGCCGUUCGAAUCUGGGGGACGCGCAACGAGUUCGUUUUGAAGAAGGAGUUCAAGGUCCUCUCCGGUCGGAUUGACGAUCUCCAGUGGUCCCCCGACGGGAUGAGGAUCGUCGCCUGCGGCGAAGGCAAAGGAAAAUCCUUCGUUCGCGCUUUCAUGUGGGAUUCAGGGACAAAUGUUGGUGAGUUUGACGGGCACUCUAGGCGAGUAUUAAGCUGUGCGUUCAAGCCGACAAGGCCAUUUCGGAUCGUCACAUGCGGAGAGGAUUUCCUGGUGAAUUUUUACGAAGGACCGCCUUUUAAAUUCAAGCUAUCCCACAGGGAUCACUCAAAUUUUGCUAAUUGUGUAAGAUUUUCCCCAGAUGGCAGUAAGUUCAUCACUGUAAGCUCUGAUAAGAAAGGUAUAAUAUAUGAUGGCAAAAGUGCUGAGAAGAUCGGGGAGCUGUCCUCUGAAGAUGGCCACAAGGGCAGCAUUUAUGCUGUUAGCUGGAGCCCUGAUGGUAAAAAGGUUCUGACCGUGUCUGCUGACAAAUCUGCGAAGAUAUGGGACAUAUCUGAGGAUGGUAAUGGGAAGGUGAAGAAAACGUUGACUUCUCCAGGUUCUGGUGGUGUGGAAGACAUGCUAGUUGGUUGUCUUUGGCAAAAUGAUCAUCUUGUAACUGUUUCUCUUGCCGGCACAAUUAGCUUGUUCUCUGCAGCUGAUCUUGAUAAAGCUCCAAUAUUAUUGUCUGGACAUAUGAAAAAUGUUACCUCAUUAGCCAUUCUAAAAAAUGACCCAAAAGUUAUAGUAUCUAGCAGCUAUGACGGUUUGAUGGUCAAAUGGAUUCCAGGUGUUGGAUAUAGCGGGAGACUACAGAGGAAAGAUAAUUCUCAAAUCAAAUGUUUGGCAGCUAUUGAAGAAGAGAUCGUUACAUCUGGAUUUGACAAUAAGAUAUGGAGAGUUUCUGUACAUGGAGAUCAAUGUGGAGAUGCAGAUUCGGUUGAUAUUGGCACUCAACCAAAAGACUUGAGCCUUGCCCUUCUCUCUCCUGAAAUUGCCUUGGUUUCGACUGAUUCUGGAGUUGUCAUGCUCCAUGGCACUAAGGUUGUCUCAACCAUUAACCUUGGGUUCACCGUAACCGCAUCUGCAAUUGCACCUGAUGGCAUGGAAGCUAUUAUUGGUGGGCAGGAUGGUAAAUUACACAUUUACUCUAUCACAGGUGAUACACUUAAAGAGGAGGCAGUUCUUGAGAAACACAGGGGUGCUGUUAGUGUCAUACGGUACUCUCCAGAUGUUUCAAUGUUUGCAUCAGGGGAUCUCAAUCGAGAAGUUGUUGUCUGGGAUCAUGUCUCCCGAGAGGUGAAGCUUAAGAACAUGUUAUACCACACUGCCCGCGUAAACUGCCUUGCUUGGUCUCCUAAUAGCAGCAUGGUUGCUACUGGAUCACUUGACACUUGUGUCAUAAUAUACGAAGUUGACAAGCCAGCAUCUAGCCGUUUGACCAUAAAGGGUGCUCACCUGGGCGGUGUUUAUGGAUUAGCUUUCACUGAUCAGUACUCUGUGGUGAGCUCUGGUGAGGAUGCCUGUGUUCGUGUUUGGAGAUUGACACCUCAAUCAUAGAGCUAUAUGGAAGCCCUGUGGAUACCAGGGUCAAGAACACGAAUUUUGGGGUGACUUAUCUUUUGUUUUUCCUUUUUAGUUUUGGUUAUGGGUUUGGUUUGCAAUGACGGAGAACGCUGAGGGAUACUCUCUGACUACUGACUAGGAAUCUGAAAGUAUCAGGGGAAUAAGGUGGUAGCCCUUUUGGUUGUUUGAUGUGUUGCAAAUGGCUAUCUCCUAGAAACAGAGAGAUUGAUCAAGAAUUGUAACCUUGCUGGUUGGAGUUCUUACUUUCGGCGUCGAGGGUGAUGAUAAGUAGGGACUAUGUGAAGUGCCUUUUUGUUGACGGUUGUGGUGCAGUAUGAUCAUGAAGCUUAACAAUCAUGAUCAUGCGAAAGGUUUAAAACAAAUUUGAAGUCCUUUCGAUUUACUGUCUGGAUAUGAAGCUGAUGCAAGGUCAACCACAGUUGAAAUCUUGUUCAUUGAAAUGGUUAUGUUGGGGCCUCCUAGAGUUUGAAGACUUUGCGGUAAGAGAAUAUGUCGCAGAUGUUCUCUACAGAGUGUUUUUUUGUGAUGAUGCAAAAAUUGACAAAGUUGGAUUUGAGUUGGUGUUUCUUUUUUCUUUCUUUUGGGUUUAUUUUUAGGCCUCCGAAAGUGCUUAGCAAAGCCCUUGAUGCAUGGUUUUGGAUUUGUACAUUUUUAUUAUUUAUUUAUUGCUUAUUUACUUUAUAAUA